Komagataella phaffii GS115 is the source of this 1896-nucleotide messenger RNA. Its product is annotated as Protein involved in nitrosoguanidine (MNNG) resistance. The coding region runs from base 1 to 1896 and encodes 631 amino acids. The record is from RefSeq and is a predicted model, not a curated record. The transcript has a single exon. Lineage: Eukaryota; Fungi; Ascomycota; Pichiomycetes; Pichiales; Pichiaceae. Gene Ontology annotation, cellular component: membrane.
AUGUCAGAUGAUUCCUUGCACUCGCUAGAGACGAGUGAGAGCACCGAAAAGAAUGAAGUGAAAGAAACUGAGACUACUCAAUCGAGUAUGGUGCGACCUUACAUGGGACAGAAUUCCCAAGAUGACGAAAACGAUGAAAAUAACGAUACUGUCGAUGAGAUAGGUCAAUUUCAGAGAAACGUAAGAAGUAAUUCCAAUUUAAAACCUAGAAGUCGGAAAAAUAGCAUUAGAGGCUUAUUUGAAAGACGUCCAAGUGUGCUCACUAAUCCAAGUAUCGACAGCCAGGAAGUGGAAUAUGGCAAGCUGACAAAACAGUACUCCCACCAGGACUUCUUUUCUGAUGAUCUUCUGGGAGGAUCUCAAAUAACAAGGGUUAUGACGGAGAAUAGUGGUCCUGGAUCCAGAAUAAGAGGUCCAGGUGAUCUAGAGAGCAACAAAUUGAAAGAGAUUGAGUCCUCCCUGACUGACGACGAUGAUGAGAAGUCCCUAGGCAGUUGCAAAUCAAUACACAGGCAACCAAGUUGGGUUCCAGCUGAACUGGAGAGGAUAACCACAUCAAUCAGGUCCACUAUAUCUGCGAGAGCGAGAAAAGUUGGAUUCUUCAGUGAUGAGUUCCGCAAAACUCGGUCCUACAUGGUUGUGCAUUUUGCGCUGGUAUAUCUGGUAAUGGUACUUUUUGUCAUGGGAAUAUUUUCCGUCUACUGGGGUUCACUAUAUGAGAGAGACUCCAGACUGAAAAACCUCAAAUUUCUCAUUAUUGGUGACGAAAUAGGCGAUGAAAGCUUACUGACCGAUACUGUACUUCAAGCAAGUGAAACCCCAGAGCUACAAGCAAAAGGAACGUGGAUAUACCUGAAUUCUGCUGAAAUUCCUUCACAGUACACUAACGUAACUGAAUUUGCCAUACAUGAGGUACACAGACAGAAAUACUGGGCCGCUAUACUUGUCACCAGAAACAGCACAGCUAACAUCCGCCAAGCAUUCGAAACGGCGAACAGUAGCUUCACUAAUGAGGGCCUAAUAUAUUUGAUUUACGAAUCAGGCAGAGAUUUGACUGGUUUUGGAGCAUACGUUAUGCCGUCGCUCAAUGCACUGGAAGUCGAAGUACUGAGCAUGCAAGGUGAUGGAGUUUACGGACCAAUCAUAAAUAGUCUCAGUCCAGAUCAGACAUUAGAGGUUGCUGCAAAUACGACAUUAGCCAGUCAAUCAUUAUCAUUUACAAAGAUAGAUUAUCGACCAGUGACUGCGCCAGUUACUCAGGCACCACAGCAAAUUGGAUUAAUUUAUCUCAGCAUUCUGUCUUUCUUCCAGUUUAAUUUCCUUGGACCUAUACAUGCAAAGGUAUCUCAGGAUUUAAGGCGAUGGCAUUUUGUCCUCUACAGAAUGAUAGCAUCUCAGAUAUCAUUUCUAGUACUGUCGUUAGCAUUUACGUUGGUUAGUGUAGCAUUUCAGGUAGAUUUUUCCAGGGGAUGGUCUCAUGGGGGAAUUGCAGUGGCAUGGAUGUUUUCAUACUUAACGAUGGCAGCUGCUGGAGGCUAUAACGAAAAUAUGGCCCUUUAUGCUUUUGCAACUUAUCCACCCCUGGUAGGAUUUGGAAUGUUGGGGUUCGUGAUUGUGAAUGUGGCUCCAACGUUUGCACCGUUAGAGCUCUCACCCGGCUUUUACCAAUACGGAAAAGCAAUGCCUCUCUACAAUGGGUUCCAACUCUUAAGGACGGUACUCUUUGGGACUACCAAGAAGCACAUUGGAUUGAACAUUGGGGUACUCUUCGCAUGGAUUAUCGCGAUGAAUGCAUUAUUACCAUUUAGUUUAAGCUUCUUUGCGAAGAAGAAGUCACAAGAGGCAACUGCGGCUAAAGAAGCGGCACAAGCUGAAGCGGCACAAGCUGCCAAAUAA